Messenger RNA from Dictyostelium discoideum AX4, 3582 nucleotides. It is a transcript of the gene kif3, whose product is annotated as kinesin family member 3. The coding region runs from base 1 to 3582 and encodes 1193 amino acids. The transcript has 3 exons. Gene Ontology annotation, molecular function: microtubule motor activity; ATP binding; microtubule binding. NCBI's taxonomy places the organism in Eukaryota, Evosea, Eumycetozoa, Dictyosteliales, Dictyosteliaceae. Gene Ontology annotation, cellular component: cytoskeleton. The record is from RefSeq and is a predicted model, not a curated record. Gene Ontology annotation, biological process: microtubule-based movement.
AUGUCAUCGAUUAGAGUAGUUUGUAGAUUUAGACCACAAAAUAAGUUAGAAUUAGCGCAAGGUGGUGAUUCGAUUGUAUCGAUAGCACCAGAAAAUGAUAGUGUCACAAUCAAUGGUUCAGAAUCAAAUCAUUCAUUUUCAUUUGAUUAUGUUUUUCCAUCAAACACAACACAAAGAGAUGUUUAUGAUCAUGCUGCAAAACCAGUCAUUGAAGAUAUUAUGGCAGGUUAUAAUGGCACUCUUUUUGUAUAUGGUCAAACUGGUUCAGGUAAAACAUUUAGUAUGACAGGUAUUAAUGAUCCAAAUGGUGAUCAAGAGUUAAGAGGUAUAGUACCAAGAAUGAUUGAAACAGUUUUUGAAUUUAUAUCGAAUGCAGAUGAAAAUAUAGAAUUUAUUGUUAAAGCAAGUUAUAUUGAGAUCUAUAUGGAAAGAAUUAGGGAUCUCUUAGAUACAAGAAAAGAUAAUUUAAAAGUUAGAGAAGAAAAAGGUAAAGGUGUUUGGGUAGAAGGUACAUCUGAAGUUUAUAUUUAUAGAGAAGAAGAUAUUUUAGAUGUUAUUAACACUGGUAUUAGUAAUAGAGCAAUUGCUGAAACAAGAAUGAAUGCAGAAUCAUCUAGAAGUCAUAGUAUUUUUAUAUUAACAAUUCAACAAAAGAAUUUAAAGGUUGGAUCAAUUAAAACAGGUAAAUUAUAUUUAGUAGAUUUGGCAGGAUCAGAGAAAAUUAGUAAAACAGGUGCACAAGGUACAACAUUGGAUGAAGCUAAAAUGAUUAACAAAUCAUUAUCAUCAUUGGGUAAUGUUAUUAAUGCAUUGACCGAUGGUAAAUCGACACAUAUUCCAUACAGAGAUUCAAAAUUAACUAGAGUUUUACAAGAAUCGUUAGGUGGUAAUUCAAGAACCACUCUAAUUAUCAAUUGUUCACCAAGUAGUUAUAAUGAAGCUGAAACAAUCUCAACAUUACGUUUUGGUAGUAGAGCAAAGAAUAUCAAGAAUAAAGCAAAGAUUAAUCAAGAAAGAAGUGCUGCUGAAUUGAAAAUACUUUUAUCAAAAGCUGAAAAUGAAAUUGAAAAUCUUAAAGGUUAUAUUAAAGAAUUAGAGACUGUUUCAGGUGUAACUGUUUCAAAUUUAAAAAGUAGUGGUAGUGGUAGUGGUAGUGGUAGUGGUAGUAGUAGUAGUAGUAGUGGUAGUAGUGGUGGUAGUGGUAGUGGUGGUAGUAGUAAUUUAUCAAAUUCAGUUAAUUCAACUUCAAAUUUAAAUACCUCAUCAAAUACUUCAUCAUCAAAUGUAAAUGCAAAUGCAAAUGUAAUAACAACAAGUGUUUCAGCACCAACAUCACCAAAAGAUACAGAAUUAAUUAAAGUUUUACAAGAGAAAUGUAUACAAUUAGAGAAACAAUUAUUUAAAAAAGAAGAGGAGAAGAAAGAAAUAUUAGAACAAUUGGAACAACAACAAGAACAAAUUCAAGAUAAGGAUCAAGAGAUUGAGGGAUUGAAUUCAAUGAUUGAGAGUUCGAAUAAUAUUAAUUCUUUAUAUCAAAAUAGUACAAAUGAAAAUAGUGUAUUGAAUGUACAAUUAUCUGAAUUAAAAUUAGCACUUGAAAAAAGUAGAUUCGAAGCUACUGAACAAUCUUUAACCAUUGAAGGAUUGAAUGAAGAGAAUCAAUCAAUUAAAUCUCAAUUGGAGAUUUUAAAAGAUCGUAUUGCACAAAGUGGUGAUUCCUCAAUCGCUUCAUUAGUACCAUCAACUCCAAAAUCCUCAGCUGAAAUGGAUCCAUUAGCUACCGCUUCAAAACAUGCAGAUGAAUGGAAUGAAAAAGCUGAACAAUUAAAAUUAUUACAAAGAACACCUUCAAAAGCUGUCGGUUCUUCAAAAUCAAAUACUGCAACUAGUUCACCAAUAAUUUCUUUAAAUAUUUCUGAAUCUGAUAAUAUUGGUUCUGGUGCAACAACAACAACUAAUAAUAAUAAUGCAACUAUUACACCUGCUACAAGUAGUAAUAAUAAUGUUGAACAACAACAACAACAAGUUGAAGAACUUUUACCAUCAGUAAAUGAACAAUUAUUAGAAAGUGAAAAUCAAAAAUUACAAAAGAGAAUUCAAGAGAUUGAAUUAGAGUUUGAAACGUAUAAGAUUGCCAAAGAAAAUUUAACAAUGCAAAAAGAUUUAGAGAUUGAACAAUUAUUAGAGAGUCAACGUAUUAGUAGUAGUUUUGUUGUUGAUCCACGUAACUUGGAUGAUGAAUUGCCAGCAGAGAUGAUGUUACAAGCUGAACAAAUUCGUAAAUUGAUUGCAGAAAACUCUGAACAAAAAGUACAUUUCGAGGCAACAAAGAAUGAAAACUCGAAAUUAAAGAAUAGAAUUGAAAUGAUUGAAGAGGAGACUAGACAACGUAUGGAGGAGGAAUUGAAUGUAUUGCGUGAACAAACCAAUCAGAAACUAUCGGAAUUUGGGUCAUUGAAAGAAUCUUUGAUUAGAGAUUUAGAGAAUAGAUGUCAGAAAGUUAUAGAUCUAGAAUUGGUUUUGGACGAAUUACAAGACCGUAUCGUGACUUUGAACGAGCGUCUAAAGAGAGUUAAUAAACCUGGUGGUGGCGAUCAGGAGGCUGCUUUCGUUCAAUCGAAAUUGGAUGAAAUCACCGCUGUAAAACAUCAAUUGGUCAUUGAGAAUAAUAAACACAAGACAGAGGUUGAACGUUUGAAAAAGUUAUUAUCACAUCGUGGUGAACAUAUUUUAAUUUUAGAGAAAACAAUGGCAAUCAAUCAAGAGAGUCUUUUCAAAUUGGCUUUAAAUCAUAAUGCAUUAACCAUUGAGCAUGAUCGUGCAAAGAAUGAAUUGGAGAAAUUAAAUAAUUUAUUAUCUCAAGUUGGUGUCGAUGCUCAAAAUACUGGUGGUGCUCGUGUUGCUAGAGUUAUUAGAGGUGGUGGUGGUAAUAAUCAAUUAAAAAAAUUUAAUCAUUCAUCAUCAUCAUCUACUUCAUCAUCAUCAGCUUUAAAUCAUUCAUCUAUAAAUAAUAAUCAUACAACUCCAACUCCAUUAUCUGCAAAUCUUUAUAGUAAUACAAAAAGAAGUACAAAAGAAUUAAAUACUGGUGUAAAAGCUGAACCUUUAUCAUUAUCUGGUUCUCCAUUUAAUACUUCAAUACCUUCUUCUCCAAAUCAUACAAGUAGUAAUAAUAUUAAUAACAAUAGCAAUAAUAAUAAUAAUAAUAAUAAUAAUAAUAAUAUAGGUAAUAGUGGUAAUAUUGGUGGUGUUGGUAAUAAUAAUAGUAGUAUAAGUAAUAGUAAUAAUAAUAGUAGUAGUAAUUUAAACGCAAAUUUAAAUGGUAAUACACCAGUUAAAAUUACAUCUGAAAAUAGUUCAUCUUCUUUAUGGAAUAUAUUUAAAAAGAAAUCACCAUCUUCAACACCACCUAGUUCAACAAAUAAUUUAUCACCACAAUCACCACAAACCCCAUCUCAUUUAAGUGCUGAUGGAAGUGGUAAUAUUUCACCAAACCUUUCCCCACCAAUUCCUGUCAAUUUCUCAUAUACUCCUGCAGUUGUAACAUCUUCAACAAUUAACAAAGAUCAACAAAAAGAUUAG